AUGUUGAAUAUGGAAAGCGCGGGUGGUGGCUCUGCCCUGGCGGGUCUGAGCAAGACCCUAACAACACCCUUCUCCAUCAACGAUAUACUGACGCGCAGCAAGCUGGCGCCGCAGCCGCCGUCGGGAACGCGUCGCGACUCCGAUUCGGAACUAAGUGCGGGUGCCACGAAACCGGAGUCGGAGCGGGCCACGAAAUCCCCGCCUCCGCUCUGUUGUCGCGACCUCAGUAUCUAUAAGUUGGCGCAGUGUAAAUUGGUGGGGGAUUCCCCCACAGUCGGCAAUAAUUAUCUGCAAUAUUAUGCGGCAGCAGCGGCGCUCGAUAAUAAUAAUCAGAGUGGAGGCGUGGGCGGUGCAGGAGGCGUGGCAGGCAACAACAACAAUGGCAGCAAGCUGAGCUACUUUGCUGGCGCUGUCGGUCUACCCCUAGACAUGCGACGCUGCACCAGCAACGAUUCCGACUGCGAUUCGCCGCCACCUCUGAGCAGUUCACCCUCUUCGUCGGCGGCUGGCUAUGCCACCACCACCUCGCCCCUCUCGCACGACGACAGUCUGAGUGGCGCACUGAGUCGCAAGAAACGUUCGCGUGCCGCCUUCAGCCACGCCCAGGUAUUUGAGUUGGAACGCCGUUUCGCCCAGCAGCGUUAUCUCAGCGGACCGGAGCGCUCCGAAAUGGCCAAAACCUUGCGCCUCACCGAGACGCAGGUGAAGAUCUGGUUCCAGAACCGACGCUACAAGACGAAACGCAAACAGAUUCAGCAACACGAGGCGGCUCUACUCAGUGCCACAAAGCGUGUGCCCGUACAGGUGUUGGUCCGGGAGGAUGGCACUACGGCCUAUGCUCACCUGACUCCGGGAUCCACCUCCUCGGGCUAUUCGCAUGGGCUCGAUCCGGCGCUACUGAGCAUCUACAGGCAUCAGCUGCAGUUGGCCUACGGCGGUCUGCCGCUCCCUCAGAUGCACUUUCCGUACUUCUACCCGCAGCCGAAGGUGCCGCAACCCAUUCCCCCGCCGAGUCAACAGUCCGCCUUUGUGCACAACUCAUCGGCCUCCUCAUCGCCGGCACGCAAUCAACACAGUCCUUGCCAGAGUCCCGGCAAUGUGCUGAGCGUGGAGAGCGGGGCGGAGAGUCAAUCGGCGGCGGAAGAUGGCGAAGAGAAUGUGGAAAUAGAUUAG
Messenger RNA from Scaptodrosophila lebanonensis, 1173 nucleotides. It is a transcript of the gene bap, whose product is annotated as homeobox protein bagpipe. Gene Ontology annotation, molecular function: RNA polymerase II cis-regulatory region sequence-specific DNA binding; DNA-binding transcription factor activity, RNA polymerase II-specific. Gene Ontology annotation, biological process: regulation of transcription by RNA polymerase II; cell differentiation. Gene Ontology annotation, cellular component: nucleus. The transcript is spliced from 3 exons. The coding region runs from base 1 to 1173 and encodes 390 amino acids. NCBI's taxonomy places the organism in Eukaryota, Metazoa, Arthropoda, Insecta, Diptera, Drosophilidae. The record is from RefSeq and is a predicted model, not a curated record.